AUGGCUAUUGAAUGCCUCGUCCUAGGCGCGGGACAAGAAGUGGGGAAGAGUUGCGUGGUUGUAACUAUAAACGGGAAGAAGAUAAUGUUCGACUGUGGUAUGCACAUGGGCUACCUCGACCACCGCCGGUACCCGGACUUCUCUUUGAUUUCCGGCGCCGGCGGCGACUUCACGAGCUCGCUUUCGUGCAUAAUCAUCACCCACUUUCACUUGGACCACAUUGGGGCCCUCCCGUAUUUCACUCAAGUUUGCGGCUAUCAGGGCCCCAUUUACAUGACGUAUCCAACGAAAGCGUUGGCCCCAUUAAUGCUUGAGGAUUAUCGGAAAGUGAUGGUUGAUAGAAGAAGAGAGGAAGAGCAGUUUAGCUCUGAGCAUAUUGUUGAGUGUAUGAAAAAAGUCACACCAGUGGAUCUUAAGCAGACAGUUCAGGUUGACAAAGACCUUCAGAUCCGAGCAUACUAUGCAGGGCAUGUUCUUGGUGCUGCUAUGUUCUAUGCCAAAGUUGGAGAUGCUGCCAUAGUGUACACAGGUGAUUACAAUAUGACACCAGAUAGACACCUUGGAGCAGCUCAAAUUGACAGACUACAGCUAGAUCUUGUGAUAACUGAGUCCACUUAUGCGACAACAUAUCGUGAUUCAAAAUAUGUUCGAGAGAGAGAGUUCUUGAAAGCAGUUCACAAAUGUGUUGCCGGGGGUGGGAAAGUUCUAAUCCCUACAUUCGCUCUGGGGAGAGCUCAGGAACUCUGUAUGCUAUUGGAUGACUACUGGGAGAGAAUGAAUCUCAAAGUUCCAAUAUAUUUCUCAGCAGGAUUGACCAUACAAGCGAAUUUUUACUAUAAAGUUCUUAUCAACUGGACCAGCCAGAAGGUGAAGGAUACUUAUGCAACACGAAAUGCAUUUGACUUCAAAAAUGUCUCCAGUUUUGAUCGUUCUUUGAUUAACUCUCCGGGUCCUUGCGUUCUUUUUGCGACACCUGGAAUGAUUAGCGGAGGUUUCUCACUUGAAGUUUUCAAGCAGUGGGCCCCAUAUGAAGGAAAUCUUGUUGCGUUGCCAGGAUACUGUGUGGCUGGAACUAUUGGACACAAAUUAAUGUCAGCCAAAACACCAACCCAAAUUAGGCUUGAUGAGGGUGUCCACAUUGAUGUGCGAUGCGAGAUUCACCAAUUGUCGUUCAGUCCCCACACUGAUGCCAAGGGAAUCAUGGACCUCAUCAAGUUUUUAUCCCCAAAGCACGUCAUCCUCGUACAUGGUGAAAAACCGAAAAUGGCCACCCUCAAAGAAAAAAUCCAAUCCGAGCUGGCAAUCAAAUGCUACUUCCCGGCAAACAACGAGACUGUAAGCAUUCCCUCGACUCACCACGUGGAAGCUAAUGCCUCUGAUUCAUUCUUGCAGAGUUGCAUGUGCCCGAAUUUCGAGUUCCCAGAAAAUGGGAAAGAAGAAGGAUGUCCCGAUUCGGACAAUGCUGAUUCACCACGCACGGGAAAAAUGCAGGUUUGUGAUGAUCGGGUGGCUCGGGGGAUGUUGGUCCUGAAGAAGGAUCAGGGUCCGAAAAUCGUGUGCCAAGAUGAGUUGAUGCAGGUUUUAGGAGUCGAAUUCGACAAAUCUUGA
This is a messenger RNA of Striga hermonthica, 1608 nucleotides long. The record is from the annotation of a GenBank genome assembly. Lineage: Eukaryota; Viridiplantae; Streptophyta; Magnoliopsida; Lamiales; Orobanchaceae.